This is a messenger RNA of Homalodisca vitripennis (glassy-winged sharpshooter), 840 nucleotides long. RefSeq lists its product as uncharacterized. The record is from RefSeq and is a predicted model, not a curated record. NCBI's taxonomy places the organism in Eukaryota, Metazoa, Arthropoda, Insecta, Hemiptera, Cicadellidae. The coding region runs from base 1 to 840 and encodes 279 amino acids. The transcript has 2 exons.
AUGGACUGGGGUGAGCUUGAUUCUUUUGAAGGAGAUUCCUCUUCCAGCUACUUAUCCAACUUAGCUUCUACUCACAACCUUUCCCAAAUCAAUAAAAUCUGCAAUCACAGAGGCGUCUACCUGGACCUCAUAUUUUCCUCUACCCCUACGACUGCAGUUAUCCGCCCUGACGACCUUCUUGUUGCCGAAGACACUCAUCACCCCGCGCUCUCCUGCUCAAUCCUGCUGCAGAAUUCCUCAGCCUCGAGUAACAACCAAGUUCCCUCACCUGUCUUCGACUUGGCUGGAACUUCUCCAUCACAAAAUGUGUCGUCACUGCCUCGUACGUUCAACUCAAACUUGCCUCGCUUGACCCUAAUAAGGGAGCUGGUCCUGAUGCUAUUCCUUCCAUGCGUUCUGAAAUACUGUGCCCCUGUUUUGCCUCCUCAUCUGGCUAUCUGGUUUUCAUCCCUGCUCUCACUUGGAAUCUUCCCAUUGGCCCUCAAGCGUGGCUUUGUCGUUCCCAUUUUCAAAUCUGGUGAUCGCUCAAACGUCAAAAACUAUCGGCCCAUUUUCAUUCUCUCUGCUGUUGCCAAGAUGUACGAGAGCAUUGUCCUGGACUACCUCUAUUUUAAUCUCCGGAAAUGUAUCUCUUCCUCUCAACAUGGCUUCCUGUGCUCACGUUCAACAGUAACUAACCUUAUGGAAUUUCAAGAAUACGUCAUGGCUGCUUUUGGCAAUGCUCACCAAGUUGACUGCGUCUACCUUGAUCUCUCCAAGGGUUUCGACAAGGUCAAUCACAACAUGCAUGUAGCCAAGCUUGCCAGAUAUGGUGUGGGGGCCUCCUGCUUGAGUGGUUAA